Molecule: messenger RNA, 5685 nt
Organism: Spodoptera exigua (beet armyworm)
Lineage: Eukaryota; Metazoa; Arthropoda; Insecta; Lepidoptera; Noctuidae
Source: the annotation of a GenBank genome assembly
AUGUCACUUAGCCUUCCAAUCGUGAAGGUCCUAACAACAGCAGUUCUGGCGAUAGCAGCCUUGUCUUCCGCCAGCGUGGUGAAGACACCGGGAGACAACUUCGAACUCCUCAUCCUCCACAACAAUGACAUGCACGCGCGAUUUGAACAGACCUCACAGCAAGGAGGAACCUGCACAACUGCUGAUCGGGAGGCGGGAAAGUGCUAUGGAGGUUUUCCUAGAGUUGCUCAUGUUGUAAAGGAAGCGAGAAAAGCGGCUCAAUCUGGCGAAGGCCCACCAGUCUUAUACCUGAACGCUGGAGACACGUACACCGGUACAGCAUGGUUCACCAUCUACAAAUGGAAGAUUGCUGCCGAAUUCGUGAACGCACUGCAACCUGAUGCUGUUUCUCUCGGCAACAACGAAGUCGACAAGGAAACAUUGGAAGUCUCGCCAUUUUUAGAAAACUUAAAAACAAACAUCUUGGCUUGUAACGUUGUGUUAAAAUCUGCCGAAGGAAAAGUUAAAAUUGAGAAAUCCGUUGUAUUUGAUAUUAAAGGUGUUAAGGUUGGAGUUGUUGGAUAUUUAACACCAAAUAAUAAUAUUUUGGACAGUCUUGGCCAAAUUGAAUACAUCGACGAAGUUAUAGCAGUGGCGAGCGAAGUAAAAAAUCUUCAAGCGUCAGGAGUUAAAAUAAUCAUCGCCUUAGGUCAUUCAACUCUAGCUAAGGAACAAGAAAUAGCUAGGGAAGUUACUGGUAUCGAUCUGGUAAUUGCUGGUAACAAAAACACAUUCUAUUGGAACGGUCAAACUCUGACCGACGACCACGAACCUAUAGUAGUAACACAGGCAUCAGGAAAAAAAGUGCCGAUUAUUCCAUCAACAGCAUACAAUACACACCUCGGUAGCAUUAAAGUCACUUUUGAUAAUAACGGUGAAAUUUCAGAAUACAAUGCAAAACCUAUCUUACUGGACGAUUCAAUUCCGCAAGAUACAAAAGAUGUACAAUUGCUCGAAACACUAUCUCUUGAUCUUCCUAAAAAUACAGAAGUACUUGGAAAAACAGCUGUCGCACUUGAUGGGCAAUCUUGCUCCACAGAAGAAUGUAACCUUGGAAACUUAAUCGCUGACGCCAUUGUACACUAUUAUGCUGUGAACUACGAAGGUGAAAGAUGGACUGAUGCUCCAAUAGCCAUCAUCCCCAGUGGUGUUAUCGCAAGGCAAACAAUCGCACCACCCAAUAGACCUGCUGAUGUAACUAGAGGUGAUUUACUUACUGUUUUGCCCUUGGAAAGUAGCCUCGUAGCUGUAACUAUGAACGGACAAAUCUUGAAGCAGGUUCUAGAACAUUCUGUAUCCGAAACUGACCCAGGUAGCUAUUUACAAUUUUCUGGAAUACGCGCAGUGUUUGCAAUGGGAAAUUCACCAGGAACCAGAUUAAAAAGCGCUGUUGUCCGUUGCUGGGAAUGCAAUGUUCCGCUAUUUUAUGAAAUUGAAGAUAAUAGAAACUACAAAAUAUUGAUGCCAGCUUCUAUGGCUAACGGAGAAUUUGGAUAUUCAAUGCUGACCGCAUUACCGAAAACUGAGCUUGAUUAUGAUGAAAUAACUUGUACAGCAGAAUUCAUAAAAACGAGAAGCCCUGUUUAUCCAGAAGUGGCUGGCCGAACUCAAACAGGCUCUGCGAUAGCCUGUCUUGGAAAUCACGAAUUUGAUAAUGGCGUAGCCGGACUAUCUCCGUUUAUAACGAAUAUUUCAUGCCCAGUUCUAGCCGCCAAUCUCAACCUCACGAAUGUGCCCGAGUUACAAAAUCAAAGCAAUUUAAUGAAUUCAGUUGUAUUCGACAUAAAUAACACUAAAAUUGGUAUUGUUGGGUAUCUAACACCAGAUACUAAGUUCCUGGCUAUAAGAAAUAAUGUUGAGUAUAUAGACGAGAUCGUAGCGGUACGAAAUGAAGUGGCUUUGCUAAAAUCCAAAGGAGUAAAUAUAAUAAUAGCUCUCGGUCACUCAGGUUUUGUAAAGGACGUGGAAAUAGCAAGAGAAGUAGAAGAGAUUGAUCUAGUUAUAGGCGGUCAUACUAACACGUUUUUAUGGAAUGGAAAUGUAACUGAUUCAGAAAAUCCCGAGGGCCCCUAUCCCACUUUAGUGGAACAAAAAUCUGGCAGGUUGGUGCCUGCGGUGCAAGCUUACGGAUUCACAAAAUAUCUUGGAAAACUGCACAUCAUAUUCAACGCUGACGGUGAAAUAAACAGCAUCGAUGGAAAUCCUAUACUUUUAGAUAACUCUAUUACACAAGAUCCUGCGGUUUUAGAAAUUGUUAAUUACUAUCAGGAGAGUGUCCAAAACAUAACUGAGCAAGUGAUUGGUAAUACGUCUACAUUUGUAGAUGGCCAUUCAUGUCGAAUAAAAGAAUGUAAUAUGGGAAAUUUCAUGGCGGAUGCUGUAAUUCAUAAUUAUGUUUCAAACUAUAGAGGCCAAGGUUGGACUGACGCUCCUAUCGCCGUCAUCCACAGUGGUGGUAUAAGAUCGUCAUUUGAUAAACAAGACGCAAUAACUAAUAUUACGAAGGGAGAUACUGUACGUGUUAUGCCAUUUGAUGGUAUUUUGGUUAAAAUUAGAAUAGAUGGUCUAUCUAUAUUGAAGAUGUUGGAAUAUUCUGUUCGAAAUUAUAAUGCCUCGUUCCCAUCUGGUCACUUCUUGCAAAUGUCAGGAAUGAAAGUAAAAUACGAUAUGAGUCAACCUUCUGAUAGUAGGGUUAUGAAUGUAUCUGUGCUAUGUGGCGAUUGUCUGUAUCCUGAAUACAAUACUCUGAAUAAGACAGAAGAAUACAACAUCUUGAUGCCUGCCUUUCUAGCAAACGGAGGCGAUGGUUUCAAUAUGUUUGAUAAUUUAACUAUAACAAAUUUGGACAUAGAUGAAAUUUCGUCUGCUGAAGCUUAUAUACAAAGUCAUAGUCCUCUGCAUCCAGCUGUAGAAGGACGUAUUAUACUAGAAAAUUCACUGGGGAACCACGAGUUCGAUAAUGGAAUAUCUGGUCUAACACCGUUCAUCGAAAACCUAACGUGUCCAAUACUUGCAGCUAACCUAGUCCUUACCAAAGAACCAGAAUUACAAUCUAAGAAAAACUUAAUGGAUUCCGUAGUAUUUGAUAUUAAUGGUACUAAGAUUGGAGUCAUUGGUUAUUUAACUCCUGAUACUAAAGUAUUGGCCAUUAGAAAUGACGUAGAAUACAUUGAAGAAGUAAUAGCAAUUCAAAAAGAAGCUGCCAAACUGAAACAAUUUGGAGUAAAUAUUCUCAUAGCUCUGGGACAUUCUGGUUUCACUAAAGAUUUAGAGAUAGCUGAAAAAGUAGAGGAUAUCGAUGUCGUUAUAGGUGGUCACACUAACACGUUCUUAUGGAAUGGUACUAGUCCUGACGUUGAGAAACCAGAAGGCAUGUACCCGACACUAGUAAAACAAAAAUCUGGAAGAUUAGUUCCGGCUGUGCAAGCCUACGCGUACACCAAAUAUCUCGGUAAACUUCACAUCGUAUUUGAUGCAAAUGGUGAGAUAAUCAGUUCUGAUGGGAACCCUGUGCUUUUGGACAACUCAAUUCCUCAAGAUCCCGAAGUAUUAGCAAUUGUUAAUCGUUAUCGUGAAAGUAUGUUGCAAAUAACAGAACAAAUAGUUGGGCAUACUUCAGUUAUAUUGGAUGGACAGUCGUGCCGGUUGAGAGAAUGCAACAUGGGGAAUUUAAUAACCGAUGCAAUGAUACAAAGGUACGCAUCAGAAUACAAAGGAUAUGGUUGGACUGACGCACCUAUAGCUAUCAUCCAAGGAGGUGGAAUAAGAGCUUCAGUAGCUCAUCUUAAUUUACCAGCAAAUAUAACACAAGGAGACCUCUUACGUGUGAUGCCAUUUGAUGGAAAUAUUGUAAAAAUAACAAUUAACGGCAGUGAUGUGUUGAAAAUGUUGGAACAUUCGGUAUGGAAGUAUAAUACAAAACGUGCCGUCGGUCAGUUUUUACAAAUGUCUGGAAUGAUGGUAGAAUAUGAUUUUCGCAAUGCUCCUGGGAAACGAGUUUCGAAAGUCUACAUGCGAUGUGGUGAAUGUACAAAUCCAGAAUACACCGCUCUUAAUAAGACAGGAACGUACAAAAUUCUGAUGCCAGCAUUUUUAUCGAUGGGCGGUGAUGGUUUUUCUAUAUUUGAUGGUCUGCCUUCUACUCCUCUGAGUUACGAUGAGUUAGGGUCUACAAUCCAAUACGUGGAGAACCACAGCCCUGUAUACCCAGCUGUUGAAGGCAGAAUUGUCAUUCACAACCUCGACAAAUUACGUAACUCAGGGACCACCUUAAAAUUGUCGUCUCUUGGAAACCACGAGUUCGACAAUGGAGUCAGCGGACUUACACCCUUCAUAGAAAAUCUUACGUGUCCAGUAUUAUGUGCCAAUCUUGUUCUUAAUAAAGUACCAGAACUUGCUAGGGAAGCUAACCUUAAAAAAUCUAUAGUACUCGAUGUUGCGGGUCACAAAAUAGGUAUAGUUGGCUACUUGACGCCUGAAACCAAAGUUUUAGCAGUACCCAAUGAUGUGGAAUAUUCUGACGAAAUAGAGGCUCUCAACAAAGAAGUAAAGAAACUUCAAUCUGAAGGAAUUAAAAUCAUUAUUGCUGUUGGCCAUUCUGGAUAUCAUAGAGAUUUAGAAAUAGCUAAAGGAGUCGAUGGAUUAGAUUUAAUUAUUGGUGGCCAUACCAACACAUUCUUAUGGAACGGCACAAGUCCAGAUGCGGAACAACCAGAAGGCUUCUAUCCUACUUACGUGGAGCAACCGUCUGGAAGAAAAGUUCCUGUUGUUCAAGCAUACGCUUAUACCAAGUAUUUAGGAAAACUUUAUUUACUUUUCGAUUCUGAAGGUAAUUUAGUUAGUUCAGAUGGAACACCAAUUCUUUUAGACCAAAGUAUACCCCAAGACGAAGAGGUUUUGCAAAUAAUACACAAGUACAAAGACAAUGUUGUUAAUAUUACAGAAGAAGUGGUUGGCCGUACUGCUGUAAUUUUAAGUGACGAAUGUUCAGGUGUAGAAUGUAAUAUAGGUAACUUGAUCACUGAUGCGAUGGUUUAUAAGUACGCUUCAGAAUAUACUGGGGAGCAUUGGACGGAUGCACCUAUUGCCAUAAUACAAGCCGGAGGUAUACGCGCACCAGUAGCACAUGCGAAAAUGCCAACAAAUAUUACCACAGGAGAUUUACUUACAGUAAUGCCGUUUGAUGGUAAUGCAGUAACAGUAACAGUUAACGGCAGCAUUCUUAAUGAAAUGAUAGAACACUCAGUCGCAAGUGGGGAAUUUCUGCAAUACUCUGGAAUUAAAGUCGUCUAUGAUCGAAGGAGGCCAUCAGGAUCGAGAGUAGUUGACGCUACAGUCAGAUGCUGGGCAUGUGAUAUUCCGAAAUUCACAAAAAUAGUAGACAAAGAUAUUUACAAAGUGAUAAUGCCUAGUUUCCUUGCAACAGGAGGAGAUGGAUACUCCAUGUUUCAUGGUUUACCCACAACAACUUUGGAUUACAACGAAUUAAUUAGCACUAAAUAUUAUAUUUCACGUCAUAGUCCAAUUUACCCACAGGUUGAGGGGCGUAUCACUUUCCUGAAUGAACAUGAAUCGAGUUCAUCUUGUACUGCAGAAGUAUCAUUACUUUUAAUGUUAUUUACUAUUUUAGCGUCCCUCGUAGCUUAA